GUGCGUGUGUGUGUGUGAGCGAGAGAGAGAGAGAGGAAGAGGUUUGGCUGACAAGCUGAGGAGGACCACGGAUCGGAGAGCAGAAGAAGAAGAAACAGUAGCAUCAUCAGCAUCAUCCGCAUCAUCCGAGGAAGCAGAAGAAGAAGAAGGGUCAUCAUCCAACACUUGUUCAUCUUCACCAGCCGCUCAGGAUUUCUGUUCCUCCCCUCACCUCCUCUGGCCUGACUGACCCACCAGCUCGUCGUCAUGAACUACCUUCGCCGGCGCCUGUCUGACAGCAGCUUCGUGGCCAACUUGCCCAACGGCUACAUGAUGGAUCUGCAGAGGCCAGCCCCGCCCGGAUCAUCCAUUUCAUCUCCCGCCUCCCCAGCCACCGAGAGGCGUCAGCCCCCGAGCCUCCCGAGCCAAACCCCGGGCUCGGGCUCGGGCUCGGGUUUGGGUUUGGGUCUGGGUUCAGGCCCGAACCCGCCCUCAGCAGCGGGUUCGGGGAGCUUCCUCAGCUCCUUCUCCAGCGUGGUGAAGAGUGCCCAGAUGGCCCAGAACGUCGCCGCCGCUGCACACGCCAAGUCAGCUGGAGCUGCGGCAACUGAGGCGGCUUCUGCUGGAGGCGGUCAGCCGGCCAAACCUGCGGUACGCAAACCCAAGAUCCUGCUGGUGGUUGAUGAUCAGCACACUGACUGGGCCAAGUAUUUUCGGGGGAAGAAGCUGAACGGAGAAUAUGAGAUCCGAGUUGAGCAGGCGGAGUUCUCAGAGAUCAACCUGGCCUCUUACGUCAACUCAGGAUGCACGGUGGACAUGCAGGUCAACAAAGGCGGCUCCAAAGUGGUCAGGUCUUUUAAGCCAGACUUCGUCCUGAUUCGCCAACACGCCUACAGCAUGAUUCCCGGCGAGGACUUCAGGAACGUUGUGAUCGGCCUGCACUUUGGUGGCGUGCCGAGUGUCAACUCCCUCUUCUCCCUAUAUAAUUUCUGCAGCAAACCUUGGGUGUUUUCUCAAAUGAUUAAGCUCUACCACUCCCUCGGCCCCGAGAAAUUCCCCCUGAAUGAACAAACCUUCUACCCAAACCACACACAAAUGAUCACAACCCCUUCGUUCCCUGUGGUGGUCAAGAUGGGGCAUGCUCAUGCUGGUAUGGGAAAGAUUAAAGUGGAGAACCAGCAGGACUUCCAGGACAUCACCAGCGUGGUGGCCCUGGCCGGGACCUACGCCACCACUGAGCCCUACGUCCAGUCCAAGUACGACAUCCGCAUUCAGAAGAUUGGCAGCAACUACAAGGCUUACAUGAGAACGUCAAUUUCUGGCAACUGGAAGGCCAACACGGGUUCUGCCAUGUUGGAGCAAAUCGCAAUGACGGACAGAUAUCGCAUGUGGGUGGACUCCUGUGCUGAGAUGUUUGGUGGCCUCGACAUCUGCGCCGUGAAAGCUGUCCACGGAAAAGAUGGCAACGACUACAUUAUCGAGGUGAUGGACAGCUCCAUGCCUCUGAUUGGUGAGCACGUGGAGGAGGACAAACAGCUCAUUACAGAGCUGGUCAUCAACAAGAUGGCGCAGGUGCUGCUGGGAGUUGUUACACCUCAGACUUCUGCUGUGAAGACCACUCAGCCCAGGCGAGGCGGACACCGCUCUGCUUCAGCCUCUCCGUCGCAGUCGGCCCAGGGCUCGCCUCAGAGAGCACGCUCCGCCACCACCUCUCCCAGCCAGGCCUUCCAGCCCGGCCCCAUCCCGGCCUCCUCUGGGCCUGGAUCUCAGAAACAGUCCCCUCAUCUCAACAAAUCCCAGUCACUGACCAACACCUUCACAGAGACGUUACGGGGAAGCCUGACCGACGACGAGGCCAAGGCCGAGACCAUCCGCAGCCUCCGGCAGUCCUUCGCUAGCCUCUUCUCUGACUAAAGAAGCUCCGCCUCCCUCGAGCUUCAUGUUGGACGUCAGGUCAAAGACUAAAAAAAUGAAAAAAGCUUCAUCUGUAAAGGAGUCUCUUCUCUCUUCCGAACUUCGGCUUUGUGUUUUUUCUUUGCAUUAAUCCAGUUGUCCAUCCGCUGUUCUCAGAAUAUUAGUGAAGUUAGCACUAGAAAGGCCAAGAGAUCCUCAGGAUCUAAGAGGAAGUUAGAAGGAGCCAAACUUUCAAAGGUAAUACGGUGCCUUUAAAAACUAUUCUUCACACUUUCGUCAUGUUAAAACCCCCAAACUUCACUGUAUUGUAUUGAGAUUUUUACAGCAGAGAUCAACAACUGCUUCUAAUUGUAAGCAGAAGAAAAGCGUUAAAAAAAGCAAACAGGUUUAAAUAAGAACAACCAUUAGAGUUUAUGGAUGUAACGUGACACAAAGUAAAAUUGAGACAUUUACAAGAUGUUUAUUCACAGCUUCAUGAAUUUUGUCAUAACUGUCACUGUACCCAUUUACACUGUCAGGUUUGAUCACUUGAGGAAGUCUGGCCUUUCUAGUUCUGCCUGCUGUAACUACAGAAAAUCCUCAUGUGGUAGCUUGUGCUGCUUGGUAUGUUAUCGUUCUGCAUCCUCCCUGUGCAGCUGGUAGAGAUGUGUUCCUGUUUGUCUCUCUUCAUCUUUACCCAUUUUAAGUGACACGCAGCUUCCGGGUUAUUUGCAGACGGCAAGGCGGUUCCACUUCGGUGUACAUAAACGUACCAAACGGUCACAGUUCACCAGCGAGCUCUGAAGCACCUCAGCCAGCAGUCGCAGAUCUUCUCAGACAUCCAGAGUGUGACGCAGUGACUCCUCUACGCCUGGCCUAACUUUACCAAAGUGCUUUUCAAUGGCAGAUAUAAAGAAACCCCCCUGCACUGGGUCAGGAAAACAGUCAGCUGGUAGAAACAUUUCUACCCGGUGCGAAUGCCGUCCUGGCUUAUGGCCGUCGUCUUCCGUCGCAGCUCAGUUGCUAAGCUCGGUUAGUUUCACCUUUACCCAUUUGUCACGCUGGAUUUACAUCGCACCUGCUUCUGCUGGGUACUGGUGAGCAGCGAGGCUCAGUCGAGACAGAAAAGGUUCUCUUAUGUUCCGGAAUGUUCCAUAUUUCCUCUCUGUUCUCUGCAGCCCUGGUCAGCUGAGUUUACAGGUGUUCCGCGAUACGUCUUGUUUUGGAAUUCAGAGCCAUAUAUGGACUCGAACUGAAAAACUGAGGCAGUCGUAACUCCUGGAGAGUUGUGAUUUAUUUAAAAUGUUUCCUGGAAAGUGAGUUGGCUUCAGAAAUCCUUUUCGUCUCCCUGCGUGCUGCAGGUUUUCAGAGAAAUGAGCUUAGGUGAAGGUCAGAUUUGCAAACACAAUACAGCCAUUGUGUAUUCAUCUGUCAUUCACACGAGGAAAAAAGUCGUUCAAACCCACGGCUGAACGGCAGCUUUGCUUUAGAGGGCAAAUAUUAGAAUUUUCUAACUUAUAGAGUGAGAUUUUGUCCAGUUCCGUCAAAGAAAACAAUAAGAACAUAGAGCUGAGAACGUAGCUGAAAGGUAAGGAAGAGUCAUGACUCUACAUCUGCAUACUUGGGCGCAGGAGUCACAGCUUCCAUCUAAAACAAUAGUAAUGGUAGCAAAGUCCUCAGCUUGAAUUUUAGUUCAUACGGUGAGGAUUUCUGUUGUUAUUCAUCUACUGAGGCAAAGAAAGUCAGGAGAAAUGUUAUGUGACAGCAGUGGCACGGAGACCUAUCAAACCAGCACGCUGUGGAGGGCUUAAGAAGCUCUAUGUUGAGGCCAGUCUGCCUUCAAUUGAUAGCGUGUGACAAAAACUGUAAUUCAAAAUAUUAGAUUUCAGGCAGCAUUCAUAUGUAUAUAUAUAUACUGUAAUUUCUGUCACCACAAUAUUCAAAAACCACAAUAUUUACCUUUUUUCUCUACAUAAUCACUUGGUGUUUAACCAAAUAUGGCUUAACAAUUAAACACUAACAUAGCUAUCAAAAUGGCAUUUAACUUGAUCAGCUGAAGCUAGUUAGCAACAAUUAAUACACAGAAGGAUCAUUCAGAGAUAAUGGUUAGCAUAACAUGAUAUGCGUACAUCAGUAGACAUUUUUUACUGACUCCUAAAGCUUGAAAAGUAAAUAUUUUCUUACACAGUAUACUUUAUGCUCACAAACGAUAGCUGUGGUUGCCACAGCGUCCUGGCUGUCCUCUCCUUGCUUGAGCUAUCGGUGGUAGCCCUAGUCCUAGCCCUUGUCCAGGAAAUUCAACAGAGAAACUGUUUUUCUCUGUUGGAGAUUUCAACAUUUACAAGAUGCUUAAUAUUUCACAUUUAUUUAAAUUUUAAAAGGGUUUGAAUUAUCCUGUUGUUUGCUAAUGUUCAAGUGAAAUCAACUAAUUUAAACUGAGAAUAGAAAUAUGAUCCUGCUGCUGACACAGCUGAAUAUUUAUCAAAUUACUAAAGAUAAAUUAAUUUCAGUGGCUCUGUUUUUCUGGUUUUAAAUAGUUGCAUGUGUGAAUCAUAGUUACAUAGUUUGUGUAAAUAAGUAAGAAUGCUGAGGGUCAGUUCACUGAUGGGCAAUAACAGCAAUUGUGCCAUGAAGCAAAAAUAAGCAGAUUUUAAGAAACCAGUUUUAAGGUUUUCAGUUUUUAUGUAAGGCAUUAGAAAAUCAACCGUCUGGUCGAACACAACUCAGUAGCUGUUGUUAACUGUGUCAAUAAAUUAAUGUGCUUCUUUUAAAGCAUUCUUAAAUUUUCCGAAUUUGUCCUUCAUUUUGGGAAUCUCUACAAAUGUUGUACCCAAGCUAUUAUGUUUUUAAAAUACUUCAUUUCAGAGGAGCUUUUUUUCAGUGGUUAGCUUCGUUAGCCCCGUCAAGCUAACCAAUUUGGACACCCUGAUUCCUAGCAUCAACGGUACUAGCAAACAUUAUAUAAACAUGUUCCAAAGCAGAGACAGAACACAUAACUUUAGUCAUAUUUGUGCAGUUUUAGUUUUAAUACAUUUACAGUGAAGUUAUUCGAAAUGUUUGUUUUGGGGGGGGGUUUUUACCAAUACCAGCAAUUUACCAAAAUGAUCUUUUAAAAUGAUUCUUCCCACUUGAUUUGCUUUUAACUGGGCAUAAAUUUUAAAUACAUGACCAAGCAGAAUGCUGAUAAUGCUGAUUAUGCUGAUAAACCAAAGCUGGUGUAGCUUAGCCUAAAUGUUAGUCAAUGCUAACUGAGAGGAUUUUGUUAGCCAGUUAUAAAUUAGCAUCAUAAUACCUUCGCAGACACUUUGUAUGAAGUUUGAAGGGAGAAACUUCUGAAGAGCAGCAUACUGCUCUUCAGAAGUUAGCGCUGUUGACGUCAUAACGUUAACAGCGCUAACUGUCCUGAAUCAUCUUUGACCUAAUCAAUAUUUACCCUUACUUUUUACACAUUUUUAGUCUGAGAUGUUUUUCAACUGCUGAAUAGAAAUACAGUAUUGCUGCAUUAAUACAAACAGCUUUUAUUCACACCAAUAGCAUAAAAAACCCCUGCUAAUAAAGUUAACCUUUAAAACUUCAGAUGCAAAAGCCUUAAAAUAGAGGAAACACACAAACACAUAAAAAUAAUACACAACAGUGCAGACCCUUGUAAGCUUUGUUUGUCUGUUUUAAACCCUUUCUUUGACUUGGCAUAUAAAAGCUCAAACUAUUUCACAGAUGAAGUCCUUUACUUGUUUGUUUUAUAUCUGAGGUCCCAUAAUAAUGUGCAAAAAGCUUUUAUGUCCCAAAUAUAGUUUGGUCUUUUGUAUGAAGACCAAACUAUGCUUACCCAUAAGCCAGGACAAAUAGUAUUUAAUAGUGGGUGUAAUACAGUCCAAGUUUGAGCUGAAGAAAGUUCAAACUUGUGUUACUGUUCUAGCCAUCUUUUUAGUUCCAAAGCUAACCGGACAGCAUCUGAAAGCAGCUAAUAUUUCAAGUUUAUGCUAGCUUAGAAAUGAUAGAGUCAGACAGAAGGUAAACUGGAUUCUACUGGUUGAAAUUUGUUUUUAACUUUUCCACCUACCCAUACGUGACUUUGUGGAUCCUUAUGAGUCACCAUGAUAACCAAUUUCAUAAAUUUGUUUAAGGUUGUGGUGGCAAGCCGGGCAAAAAAAGGGGCCAUUCGAGAAUUUCUUUAGGGUUACAUUUUGGCCCUAUAUUGAUCAUUUAUAGGUUUGAUGCAGGACGACUGACUUCAUGGGUAAAAAUGUAAAUGUGGCCCAUAUGGGUCCCUGAUGUGUAACUGAUUUUCUUAAUCUCCAUUUCAACUCAAAGCUACAGCUCUCAGCUGGUUCUGCCUAUGUGAGUUGUAUUUAGUCAGAUCAAGUGGAUCCCAUAUGUGAAGCCCAUUCAGAGCCCCGUUUGUCCCCAUCAUGCCUCAGAAGUUGCUCUGCAAAUUCAGCGUCUUGUAAUUUCACUCUUGCAGUCACUCCUUAUCUGUUCUCACUGUUUCAAGAUGGACCAAAAUGUAUCUCAUUACCUUUACUGUAGGGAUUACUCCUGCUUAGCAUGCAACACCAGUAUGAAAAGCCAUAAUCGAGCGAUGAGGAUUUCUAUCCCUUGUGUUCCACGCAAUAAAGCUGUGACAUCACUCACAAAGCGGUGCGUUAGCCUUUAGCUACUAUAAUCACUGUGUCCGUGGCCUCUCCUGCCUCGCAUAGAAACUCAGCAAUUGUUGCUUCUUCUUUUUGAAGGUUUCCCAUUUGAUUUCUGUCAGGAGAGCAUUGGAUGUCACUUCUCUUCUUUUCGCUUCAAACUGGGAGUUGAGCGAAAACAUAACGACGACUUGGUGUCGUAUAGUUUCAGUGAUCUCUAUUUUCGAGCUGAGGAACAUAAUCUCAUUAGUUUGACACACUUGAUGUUUGAGUCGUUUGGAACCAAGCUUGAAAAUGUUGUCUCAGGCUUAGCAGUGCUUUCAUAAACUGAUUGUACUUGUGGAGUUUUUGUGAAGCGAGGAGUGUUUUAUACAAGGAGUCUCAUGAUCUGUGCAAAGACAUUCAAACUCCUUUCACCAGUUCGACCUGCAAACGUUAGAAAAACAACGUUCUAGUGUGUGCGAUAUUAACCUAAGGAUGAUCACCAUCUUAAUAUCAUAUUCUGUAUGGUUUAAAAUGAAACAGGAUGGAGCCGGUGUGCCUUGCAUGCAACAAUUAGUGGAGUGUGAUAUACCAAAUGACCAGGCACUCCCAAAACACUCAGUCUCCUCUGGUGGAAAUUUAUUGAUCCGCCUCAAUAAGUUUUAAAAUAAUUGAAAAGUUAUUUUGACUUAAUAAAGAUAAAUAAAUUAAGGCUCAUAUAUUUAUUAUGCAAACAAUUAUAUUGCAACUGUUACAUGAUUUAGCCUGAGUAAAAAGUUUUAUUUAUUCAAAAACGUCCAAACCAGUUGGUCCGAUGUGAAAAUAUAAUUGCCUUCCUUGUCAAAUCCUGAACUAACUGGUUUGGUUCCACUAGCAGCACACAUACCUGCUUACCGACAGACCUGUAGAAUAAUAAAACACGUUAUACAGUACCUGUCUGACAGCACGAAGCAGGUUAAAAGACAGCAAAAAGGAUCAGAAGUAAAGUUUUUGGAAUCUAUAACAAAGUCAUUACUAAGGCUUUGGAAGUUCAGUGAGUGGCUCAAAAAUGAACAAAAUACAGUUUGUGCAAUGGCCUAGUCAAUGUCCAAACCUCAGUCCAUUUAAGGGCAUGACCGUUAACAAGCCAUUAUUGCUUGAAAACCAUUUACUGAAGUAAAACAAUUGUAAAAGACUGAAUGCAAGUUAUCACAAAGCAGGAUUUAGGUUUAGGGGGCAUUUACUUUUUCACAAAAUUCAAACACAACUUUUUGUUUUUACUCAGGUUAUCCUUGAGUAAAAUGAAAAGAAACUACUUCAUGAUCUAAUAUGGACAAGGUGUGACAAAAGACCGAAAGACUUUAAAGGCAACAUUAAAGUCUUUAUGUUGCCUUUAAAGGCAACAUAGGCCACUUCAAAACCUUCUUUUUUAAUAUAAUCUUUUUUUCUUAUGUAAUCCAAUUCCACAUUAACUUUGCGGUUUUAAUUGUCUUUAAAUAUUUGUCCAAACGAUAAAAAUUAAUUCUUUGUGCAGUAAACAAUUUUCCCCCUUUUUGAAUUUAAUUACGAAAAAAGCCCAAAAACCUCUGGUUCCAUCUGGACCACCAUCAACAAAUUGUGUCAGUUCUUUAUCUUUACUGUUUAAGUUAAGAGUGGGCUUCCUAUAACAUGGAUAUUUUGCCACUUGUUGAUGAAUUUUUUGUUUAAAAACAUCAGUAGUAUCUUGAGGUGUCCUGAGGGGGCCCAGACUUUGUCCUUCAGCCCAGAACAGCCCGGCAGGUUGCUACGGCCCUGCUGCUGGCCUGUUUUGUUUUGUCUUGUUUUUGUUUUGUUUUGUUUUACUUUUAACUUCCAGCAUUUGUGCACCUGUUUUGCUUCUUUGAAGAAUAAAAAUAAAAAUAAAAACGCAAUGCAGCUACGUUUUAUUGAUCAUAACGUUUAAAACUAACUGAAACUAAUAUGCAUUCAAAGAGCCUUGCCAUAUACUGCAAGCUAACUCUUAAUGUGAUGUGUGUGUGUACAGCAUGGAUUUCCUUCGGCAGUCAUCCGGUCCACUGUGUUCCUUCCUCUCCGCUGAAUGACGGCUGGUGUCGUGAGGUUUUUCAGUGUAUUAAUGUUCUGUAUAUCGCUGUAAACAUGGCAUGGAAACCAACUUUUUUCGUGUGCCUCAGGUGUGUAAAUUUAGUGAUCAUGUGACCUUAAUGUCUGGCUGCUUGUUUGUGAGACGUGCGAUGCAUCUCUUGUGUUUCCGUAAUUUAUCAUUAAUAUUGUUAUUAUUCACAUGAUCUCUAUUUUAUGAAUUUCUUUUUUCUUUUUUUUUCUGUCUGAAAAACAGGAUUUCGGUUAAUAAAGCGGAACAACUUUUAAUAUA
Molecule: messenger RNA, 8835 nt
Organism: Gambusia affinis (western mosquitofish)
Lineage: Eukaryota; Metazoa; Chordata; Actinopteri; Cyprinodontiformes; Poeciliidae
Product: synapsin-3-like
Exons: 14
Coding region: 247-1893 (548 amino acids)
Biological process (GO): neurotransmitter secretion
Cellular component (GO): synaptic vesicle membrane; synaptic vesicle
Molecular function (GO): ATP binding
Source: RefSeq, a predicted model, not a curated record